Messenger RNA from Phlebotomus papatasi, 1476 nucleotides. RefSeq names its product cytochrome P450 6a9-like. Gene Ontology annotation, molecular function: heme binding; monooxygenase activity; iron ion binding. The transcript is spliced from 4 exons. The record is from RefSeq and is a predicted model, not a curated record. Lineage: Eukaryota; Metazoa; Arthropoda; Insecta; Diptera; Psychodidae. Bases 1 to 1476 code for a protein of 491 amino acids.
AUGAAUUUGUUGAGUGAAGUAGUGAUCCUCAUUGGAGGCUUUGUUAUUCUUGUUUACUUCUUCUUCAAACGCAAGUACUCCUACUGGGCAAAACUUGGAGUACCUUAUGCGGAGCCAAGCUUUCCUUGGGGCAAUAUUGGUCAACACCACAAGUGUUCCUUAUGGACGGAUCUCAUUCAGAGAAUCUUAGUUAAGGAUUUCGAGUAUUUCCACGACAGAGCUCGAUACUACAACACGGAGGAUGAUCCUAUCUCUGCCCAUCUCUUCAACAUCGACGGUGAAAAGUGGAAGACCUUAAGAGCUAAGAUAUCACCUACCUUUACCAGCGGGAAGAUGAAGAUGAUACUACCCACAAUGAUUGAUGUCGCUCAAAACUUCCACAAAACUCUAUUUGAAAAAAUCGGUAAUGAUACAGAGAUUGAAAUUAAAGAAUAUCUUUCGCGUUUUAGCACUGAUGUUAUAGGUUCUUGUGCAUUCGGACUUGAUUGCAAUAGCCUUAAAAAUCCUAAUGUCGAGUUCCGUAUCUAUGGUGAUAAGUCUAUUCAAAUGAGUUGGUGGAAGAACUUAAAAUUAUAUUUCGCGGAAUCGUACAAGGAUCUUGCUCUGAAAUUGCACAUAACAAUAGUUGACAAAGACGUGUCCGAUUUCUACCGUGGUGUUGUCAGCGAGACGAUUAAAUAUCGCGAAGAGAAUGGGGUACAAAGAAAUGAUUUCUUGAAUUUGUUGAUGCAGAUCAAGAAUCACGGAAACAUAGAUAGUGAGACUAGUAACAAUGAAGGCAAACUGACUUUGGAAGAGAUUGCUGCUCAAUCUUUUGCAUUUUUCGUAGCAGGAUAUGAGACAAGUGCGACUGCCAUGGCAUUUGCCUUAUACGAAUUGGCAAAGCAUCCGGAGAUUCAAGCCAAAACUCGAAAGAAUGUUGUCGAAACUCUGGCUAAAUAUAAUGGAGAAUUUACUUAUGAGGCUGCCAUGGAAAUGACUUAUCUCGAUCAGGCUAUAAAUGAGGUAAUGAGGAAAUAUCCAUCAGGCGGCAGCCUUACACGUCGUAUCUCUCGAGAUUAUCAUGUGCCUGGAACUAAAUUCGUGUUGAAGAAAAAUCUUAGAGUAAUAAUACCCAUCCAUGCAAUCCAGAAUGAUCCAGACAUUUUUCCGGAUCCAGAUAAAUUCGAUCCAGACCGAUUUUCCGUGGAAUCUUCUAAAAAUCGCCAUAGUGCUGCAUUUAUGCCAUUUGGAUAUGGCUCAAGGAAUUGCAUAGGCCUGCGUUUUGGUAUGAUGCAGAUGCGCGUUGGCUUGGCAACUAUUUUAAGAAGCUUCCACAUUAACUCCUGCUCACGAACACCUAAUCCAAUCAUCCUUAAGAAGGAUAACAUUAUGAUGGCCCCCCAAGGAGGGUUCUGCUCACGCUACCGUGGGUCCAGUACGUGUCAGGAUCACUGGACGGCCCUGGCGGAACUCUCUGAGAUCUUCCAGGUAUAG